AUGUACUAUGAAGAUGAAACAAAGUCCUCCGGCAAUGGGAAGGAUGCCAGCGGUGCUGUGUUGCACCAGGGCUGUGGAUCUGAAGUCAAAUGCAGUGACAAAAGGAAGAAAACUGAGCAACCAAACCUGGUCAGCCCACUGGAAGUGUUCCGAUACUCCCAAUGGCAGGAGAAGCUUCUCAUGGUGCUGGGCACUGCCAUGGCGAUCCUGCACGGAGCAGCUCUGCCCCUGAUGAUGAUUGUCUUUGGGGACAUGACAGACAGCUUUAUUUCAUCAGAAAACAUCACUUACCCAGAAAACCUCUCCUUCCUCAACGGAACCUUCACCAAUUACUCUAUGGAGUUCUUCUUCUAUGCUCUGAGGGGAAAGCUGGAGAAGGAAAUGACUGGAUAUGCCUAUUACUACUCUGGCAUUGGAGCUGGGGUCCUCUUUGCUGCCUACAUUCAAGUUUCAUUCUGGAAACUGGCUGCUAACAGGCAAAUCAGAAGAAUCAGACAAGAAUUCUUCCAUGCUGUCAUGCGACAAGAGAUUGGGUGGUUUGAUGUCAAUGAUGUAGGAGAACUUAACUCUAGACUGCUGUAUGACAUCUCCAAGAUCGAUGAAGGAAUUGGGGAAAAAGUGGCAAUGUUCUUUCAGGCAGUGGCUACCUUCUGCUCUGGGUUUAUAGUUGGGUUUACAAAAGGCUGGAAAUUAACCCUGGUGAUCCUGGCACUCAGUCCUGUCCUGGGAUUCUCCUCAGCCCUCUGGGCAAAGAUAAUCUCUGCCUUCACCAACAAAGAGCUGACUGCCUAUGCGAGAGCAGGAGCUGUUGCAGAAGAAGUCCUGGCAGCAAUUCGAACUGUGGUAGCAUUUGGAGGACAGAGGAAAGAAAUUGAGAGAUACCAAAAAAGAAUAGAAGAUGCCAAAGGCCUUGGCAUCAAAAAGGCCACUUCAGCCAGCAUUUCUCUGGGUGUUGCUUUCUUUCUAACUUACUCAUCAUACGCCUUGGCCUUCUGGUAUGGAACCACUUUGAUACUCUCCGAUGACUACACCGUUGGGAAAGUCUUUACGGUCUUUUUUUCUAUAUUACUUGGAGCUUUUGGUGUAGGACAGACUUCCCCAAGUAUGGAGGCAUUUGCCAACGCACGAGUAUCUGCUUAUGCCAUCUUCAGUGUUAUAGACAAUGAGCCUCAGAUUGACAGUUCCUCCAAUGCUGGCUAUAAACCAAACCACAUUCAGGGGAAUUUGGAAUUCCAAAACGUUUACUUCAGUUAUCCUGCAAGGCCAGAUGCUGAGAUCCUGAGGGGCUUGAAUCUCCAAGUGAACAGUGGCCAGACAGUGGCCCUGGUUGGUAGCAGUGGCUGUGGGAAAAGCACAACAGUUCAGCUCAUCCAGAGAUUCUACGACCCCAAGGAGGGCACGGUCACCAUCGACGGGCAGGACAUCAGGAGCCUGAACGUGAGGUACCUGCGGGAGGCGAUCGGGGUGGUGAACCAGGAGCCUGUGCUCUUUGCCACCACCAUUGCCGAGAACAUUCGCUACGGCCGGGAGGACGUCACCAUGGAGGAGAUUGAGAAAGCCACCAAGGAAGCCAAUGCCUAUGACUUCAUCAUGAGGCUGCCCAACAAGUUUGAGACCCUGGUUGGAGAAAGAGGAGCCCAGCUGAGCGGAGGCCAGAAGCAAAGAAUAGCCAUUGCCCGGGCCCUGGUGCGCAACCCCAAGAUCCUGCUGCUGGAUGAGGCCACCUCAGCCCUGGACACCGAAAGCGAGUCGGUCGUGCAGGCUGCGCUCGACAAGGUGAGGAGAGGCCGCACCACCGUCAUCGUCGCCCACCGGCUGUCCACGGUGCGCAGCGCGGACCUCAUCGCGGUGUUUGAGAACGGCGCUGUCUCCGAGCAAGGGACUCACAGCCAGCUGAUGGAGAUGAAGGGAAUCUACUACAAGUUUGUCAACAUGCAGGCAUCAGGAGCUGAGGAUCCAUUAGAGGAAGAAGGUGCUGGCCCAGCUGUCUCAGUGGAGGCACGGGAGGGAGCAGCUCUGAGCAGGCUGAAGAGACAAUCCACUCGGAAAAGCCUGAGGAGGUUGAGAAGAGAGAGUGAUCAACCAUAUGCUACAGCUGCUGAGCUUGACAAGAACUUACCUCCAGCUUCCUUUUUCAAAAUCAUGGCUCUGACCCAGAGUGAGUGGCCAUACUUUGUUGUUGGAACUGUGUGUGCAAUUGUCAACGGGGCCUUGCAACCUAUCUUCUCAGUCAUCAUCUCAGAUGUGAUAGGGAUGUUUGUAGAAAAAGGAGAGACUGCCAUCAGGGAGACAAACAGCACAUAUGCACUGCUCUUCUUAGGCUUUGGCCUCAUUUCUCUCGUCACCUGCUUUCUCCAGGGUUUCACCUUUGGAAAAGCUGGAGAAAUCCUUACAAUGAGGCUCAGGUCCAUGGCAUUCAGAGCAAUCUUGAGACAGGAUAUCAGCUGGUUUGAUGAUCCCAGGAACAACACUGGAGCACUAAUCACAAGACUUGCUAACGAUACCUCAGAGGUGAAAGGAGCUACAGGCUCCAGACUGGCGCUGGUUGCCCAAAAUGUGGCUAACCUUGGGACUGGGAUUGUCCUGUCACUUAUCCAUGGCUGGCAGCUGACCCUGCUGAUUUUAGCUGUGGUGCCAAUCAUCGCUGUCACAGGAAUCGUCGAAAUGAAGAUGCUUGCUGGGCAUGCAAAGAGGAACAGGAAGGAACUGGAACGGGCAGGAAAGAUUGCUUCAGAGGCCAUCGAGAACAUCCGAACUGUGGUCACUUUGACUCAGGAAAGGAAAUUUGAGCUGAUGUAUAGCCAGAGUUUGCAAGCAUCAUACAGGAGUUCUGUAAGGAAAGCUCACAUCUUUGGCCUGACCUUUGCCUUCACCCAAGCCAUCAUGUACUUCACCUAUGCUGGCUGCUUCAGGUUUGCUGCCUACCUCGUGAGGAAUGGACACAUGAGGUUUAAAGAUGUGCUUCUAGUGUUCUCAGCUAUUGUCUUUGGUGCCAUGGCGUUGGGGCAGAGCACCUCUUUCACUCCAGACUAUGCCAAAGCCAAGACAUCAGCUGCCCACCUGUUCCUGCUGUUUGAGAGGGUGCCAGCCAUAGACAGCUACAGCGAGGACGGGGAGCAGCCUAAAACGUUUGAUGGGAACAUACAGUUCAGAGAUGUGGUCUUUAACUACCCAGCUCAAGCAGAGGUCCAAGUGCUCCGAGGUCUGACCGUGGAUGUGGAAAAGGGACAAACCCUGGCUCUGGUGGGCAGCAGCGGCUGUGGGAAGAGCACUGUUGUGCAGCUGCUGGAGAGGUUCUAUGAUCCCCUCCAUGGAGAACUGCUCCUGGAUGGGCGAAAUGCAAGGGCCCUGAACGUGCAGUGGCUGAGGGCCCAGCUGGGCAUCGUGUCCCAGGAGCCCAUCCUGUUUGACUGCACCAUCGCUGAGAACAUUGCCUAUGGGGACAACAGCCGGCAGGUGUCUCACGAGGAGAUCGUGCAUGCAGCCAAAGAGGCCAACAUCCACUCCUUCAUUGACUCACUGCCAAAGAAAUACAACACCCGUGUGGGGGACAAGGGCACGCAGCUGUCCGGGGGGCAGAAGCAGCGCAUCGCCAUCGCCCGCGCCCUGGUGCGGCGGCCCCGCGUCCUGCUGCUGGAUGAGGCAACCUCUGCGCUGGACACCGAGAGCGAGAAGGUUGUGCAGGAGGCCCUGGACAAGGCCCGGGAAGGUCGCACCUGCAUCGUGAUCGCUCACCGCCUCUCCACCAUCCAGAGCGCCGACAAGAUCGCCGUCAUCGACGGCGGCAGGGUGGUGGAGCAGGGCACCCACCAGCAGCUGCUGGCUCACAAAGGCAUCUACUACUCCCUGGUCAAUGUGCAGAGCGGGUCCAGCAACAUCUGA
Messenger RNA from Indicator indicator, 3882 nucleotides. RefSeq names its product ATP-dependent translocase ABCB1-like. The transcript has 27 exons. NCBI's taxonomy places the organism in Eukaryota, Metazoa, Chordata, Aves, Piciformes, Indicatoridae. Bases 1 to 3882 code for a protein of 1293 amino acids. Gene Ontology annotation, cellular component: membrane. Gene Ontology annotation, molecular function: ATP hydrolysis activity; ABC-type transporter activity; ATP binding. Gene Ontology annotation, biological process: transmembrane transport. The record is from RefSeq and is a predicted model, not a curated record.